Molecule: messenger RNA, 926 nt
Organism: Populus euphratica (Euphrates poplar)
Lineage: Eukaryota; Viridiplantae; Streptophyta; Magnoliopsida; Malpighiales; Salicaceae
Product: probable carboxylesterase 12
Exons: 1
Molecular function (GO): hydrolase activity
Source: RefSeq, a predicted model, not a curated record
AUGUGCAUCUCCUUAUCACUCUGCCCUUCCUUAACAAGUGGUUCUCAGUCGUUUACUUUUCACCGUAAUCUCCUCUCGUGUAGAUCCACACCAAGCAAGAACUACCCUUUCUUGAUUCGUUCCCGUCUUUCCAUGGAUUCAACCACUCCUGAAGUUGCCUACGAUUACUCUCCCUUCCUUCGCAUUUACAAAGAUGGCCACGUAGAGAGACUCAGGGGCACCGACAUCGUCCCUUCUGGAUUAGACCCCAAAACAAACGUCCUGUCUAAAGAUGCAGUCUACUCACCGGAGUUAAAUCUCUCUUCUAGACUUUACCGACCACGUAACACCAACCCUGAUAAAAAACUCCCAGUCCUAGUUUACUAUCAUGGCGGUGGCUUUUGCAUUGAAACCCCCUUCAAUUUUCGUUACCAUGAUCACCUUAACAAUCUAGUUGCGGUGUCUAACGUUAUAGCAAUCUCUGUUGAUUAUAGACUGGCCCCGGAGCACCCUCUUCCUAUUGCAUAUGACGAUUCAUGGACAGCACUUAAAUGGGUUGCCUCUCAUGUUAAUGGAGAUGGCCCUGAGGAGUGGCUAAACUCUCAUGCUGAUUUCGGUCAGGUUUUUCUUGCUGGAGAUAGUGCUGGUGCUAACCUAGCACACCAACUUGCUAUGAGGUAUGGUCAAGAAAAACUGUCUGGUAUUGACCUCACAGGUGUUAUCUUAGUACAUGCAUAUUUCUGGGGCAAAGAACCUAUCGGUACAGAGGGCGAGAAUUUGGAAACAAAAUCAAGGAUCGAUGCUAUAUGGCAUUUUGUAUGCCCUACAUCAAGUGGGUUGGAUGACCCUUUGAUUAAUCCACUUGUUGAUCCAAGAUUGGAUAGCCUGGGGUGCGACAGGCUGCUUGUUAUUAUUGGCGGGAAGGAUGUCUUGAGGGAAAGAGGAUG